Molecule: messenger RNA, 4385 nt
Organism: Brienomyrus brachyistius
Lineage: Eukaryota; Metazoa; Chordata; Actinopteri; Osteoglossiformes; Mormyridae
Product: metastasis-associated protein MTA3-like
Exons: 20
Coding region: 229-2256 (675 amino acids)
Biological process (GO): negative regulation of transcription by RNA polymerase II
Cellular component (GO): NuRD complex; nucleoplasm
Molecular function (GO): chromatin binding; sequence-specific DNA binding; transcription coactivator activity
Source: RefSeq, a predicted model, not a curated record
CGAUCUGUGAACGCUGGGAGGGGGGCUCUUUAAAUCUCUCCCGCUCAACUCCCGACUCUUACCCCCCUCCAAAAAAAUCAAUAAACAACAACGACGCUAUUUAAUUGCACUGUAUUUUUUCAAUUAGAGUUGGACACGAUUAAAUUAAAAACGUCCGAUUAUUUAUUUGUGUGUUUCGCAGUUCAUGCUUUGUCUGUAUUUUUUGCACACCUCAAGAGGAGGGCAGAAAUGGCGGCCAACAUGUACCGGGUCGGAGACUAUGUCUUCUUUGAGAACUCUUCCAGCAACCCUUAUCUGAUAAGGCGGAUAGAAGAGCUGAAUAAGACAGCAAGCGGGAACGUGGAAGCCAAGGUGGUCUGCUUCUACAGACGGAGAGACAUCUCCCACAGCCUCAUCCAGCUGGCGGACAAACACGCGAGAGACCUGGAGGAGGAGAAGGAGGGUCCCCGAGACCCCGAGCUCAAUGAGAAGCAGAAGCACCAGCUGCGGCAUCGCGAGCUUUUCCUGUCGCGGCAGUAUGAGUCACUGCCAGCUACGCAUAUCCGGGGGAAGUGCAGCGUGGCGCUGCUGAAUGAGACCGAGGCCGUCCUCUCGUACCUGGAAAAAGAGGACACCUUCUUCUACUCGCUGGUGUACGACCCCACACAGAAGACCCUGCUGGCGGACAAAGGGGAGAUCCGCGUGGGCCUCCGCUUCCAGGCCGACGUUCCAGAUAUGCUGCCGGAGGGAGAGCCUGACGAUAGAGAUCAGUCCAAGCUGGAGGAGAAGAUGUGGGAUCCCCAGUGUCCCCUGACCAGCAAGCAGAUCGACCAGUUUCUCGUGGUGGCCAGGGCGGUGGGGACGUUCGCCCGCGCGCUGGAUUGUAGCAGCUCUGUCCGGCAGCCCAGUCUCCACAUGAGCGCCGCUGCCGCCUCCCGUGACAUCACGCUGUUUCAUGCCAUGGAUACUCUACACCGGCACGGCUACAACCUGGCCAGUGCCAUCAGUGUGCUGGUGCCCCAGGGCGGCCCGGUGCUGUGUCGAGAUGAGAUGGAAGAAUGGAGCGCCUCUGAGGCCAGCCUGUUUGAGGAGGCGCUGGAGAAGUACGGCAAGGACUUCAACGACAUCCGGCAGGACUUUCUUCCCUGGAAGUCGCUGACCAGCAUCAUCGAGUAUUACUACAUGUGGAAGACCACGGACAGAUACGUGCAGCAGAAGCGGCUGAAGGCGGCAGAAGCGGAGAGCAAGCUGAAGCAAGUUUACAUCCCGACAUAUAGUAACAAGCCCAACCCCAACCAGAUCUCCGUCACUAAUGGCAAGAUGGCCGCCGUGAACGGUGCUGCGGGGCCAGGUGGAUAUCAGACGGCGGGUGUGGGCCGGGCCUGCGAGAGCUGCUUCACCAUGCAGUCUGCCCAGUGGUACUCAUGGGGCCCCCCCAACAUGCAGUGUCGCCUGUGUGUGUCUUGCUGGACGUACUGGAAGAAGUACGGGGGGCUGAAGAUGCCCAGCCGAAGCGAAAGCGAGGAAAAGGCGCCCCCCAGUCCCGCAGCCACUGAAUCCCGUCCACGGAGUCACGGUCCCCGGCAGUCAUCCCACAUGGUCCCCAUGCGAAACAGCAACAGCCCCAGGUCCUCCAUGAAGACCAAGCAGGCCUUCCUGCUGCAGGCCACACGCCUCACCAAGCUGGCCCGUCACAUGUGCCGUGACCUCAUCAGGCUGCGCCAGGCAGCCCGCCGCCCCUUUGUGCCCAUUAACUGUGGCGCUAUAAAGGCGGAGUACAUGAGCAGAGGUCCGGAGGGAGGGGGCCGGCCAGCCCGCCUCAGAGCAUCCCAGAGAAGCACCCUCUCCAGUGUCCUGCAGUACCUGGAAUCUCGGCCCGUUGCCCACGCUCCUCGUACACCCCGCACCCACGGCCUUCGGGUCCAGCCCCCCAAGAGCCUGCUGUCCUCCCUCCCCAACCACGGGCCGCUCGGCAUGCUGGGAAAGCGGAGUUACCACCACCAUAGCCGAAUAGAGGCAGCAGAGAGGCGGGGAAGUGUGGGUUGUCAAGAUAACUCCAGCCACGUUGUAGGGUCCAUGCUGCACAACGGGAGGAGCGGCAGCAGUAUCCCCCGGAACAUCGAAACCAUGCUCCAUAAGCGACGGCCCAACUGGAUUGAGGCACCAGACGACAGUUUCUUCCUGGUGUCCCAGGAAACCAGUGCCGCAGCCGUUAGACCCCUGCUGACGGACGAUCCGGAGGCUGGUUUCUCACUCCCAGCUCAGGAGGGCCUGUAGGCAGCCGUGCGAGCAGAUCCACAGGAGAAAGAUUCCUCAUGGCCCGGCCCACGGUCACCUCCAGGACCUGAGAGCCCGAGACCCCAUCGUCAUCCAGGACUGACCCCCGAUGGAGACCUUUGUGAUCAACUCGCUGACAUCCCCCACCCUCCUUGUCCCACCUCCUACCCAUUCUGGCUCUCGGUUCAUUGCUCCCCCGAUGAACCAGAAUUCCCAUCAUGUACCAGCAUCACUGGAAGAACUAAUUAUUUAAAAAAAGAUACUAUAUCCGCACAGUAUAACAUGUGCCCAUGACUGCCCUCUGCUGGUGAAAAGUAAAGAAACAACAGAAAUAGCAAAUUUAAAAACCGUACGUUGCGCGUACAGUCUAUUACACGGAUAUUCUUCCUUCCAUGAUGAUUACUCCAUUGUAAAUAACAAACUGUCCAGUUUUUUGAAAUGGUGUUUUUAAACAGUGACCUUUGGGUUUUAUAUUUGCUUCAGCCAUACUUCCAUCCCACACUUUGCUGACAAUCGGUACCCUAAAGAGUGGCGAGUUGGCGGUGAGAUCAGCCACCAUGAGACAGGCCAGGGGCUUCAUCUCAGUCGCCUUUCAGUUUGCAGCCGGACGUUUUUCUAGGUAGAUUCACAGUAAACACCUCGUUCAAAGGUUCAACAGCUAACCCCCCUUUGCACUGUGUAGCUCGCCUCUGAAUGCGCCAUCACUCGCUCUAGCGGGAUACAUCGAGGCUCCCGGAUUUGCACAAGCCUGCGAUUUCCUCUACCCUGUUUUCUUCUGCUUCUCCUAUAAGUCCAAAGUGUCUGAUGAGAUGCAAAGCGGAAUAAAACGCGACUGUCAACAGGUGACUGUCACAGUCAAACCCUCACCCCACCUGGAUAUGAUACCUUCUCUCUUACAUUGCAAAGACAUUGAUGACAGAAAAUCUGCAUCAUCUGUAAUUGAUUACUGCACCUGGGUAUAAAAGCUGCUAAAGUAUUAGACGAAUUGCUGUAAAUUUGUUAACAAAGCAGUUUGCAGGAUGCAAGAUGGGAAGACAAUUAUUAUUAUGAACUUAGGUUGAAAUUGCUAGGAUGACAAGCAGAGACCAUCGUGCCAUGAAGAUGCAUGUAUUUAGGAAGAGUUCAGAUGUUUCCCAAGAUAAUACUCGCUUAUUGAGGAAGAGCUUAACAGAAAACCAACGGCAAAGAGAUUUAACGAAGCCAGCAAUGUCUCAAGGUCAACAAGGUUGCUGGAUACUUCACCACAUUGGAAAAUGUUUUAUGAUUUUCAACCUCCACUGGAGGGCAGCUGCAAAGUGAAGCUUGUAGAAUGGGCCUGGAAAUAUUUAGAAUGGUAUCAUUCACUGAUGGGUCGAACAGAUAGAGAAAGGGCUUGGUCAAAAAUGGAAGACCUCAUUCUCACAGACAAACUCCAGCAAGGAGUAAUGGUGUGAUUUUCUGGACUGGAACAAUUGGUGGUGAGCUGAUUGGCCAUUGGCAAGCUGCUGAAGGUAUAAACUUGACUGCAGAUGCUUAUGUUGAAUUUCCAAAACGCAACUUUGUUCCAUGGUGUAAAACUAAGCAUUUGGCUAUUCAUGCAUGACAAUGCUCAGUCAUACGCUGUAAGGAAGACAGAUGAAUACUGUCUGAGACUGCAAAAAUAGCUAUCUUAUGGAGUGAGCAGUAUCUUCAUCCAAUUUUAUUCCCAUUGAGAACCUAUGGAGCAUCAUAAAGCAAUAGAAUUAUGGCUCUUGAUGCAAGUUUUCUCGAAACUGUAGGGUGUUAUUUCAACAUCAGUAAGAAAUAUUCUACCUGUGGAAAUUCAGAAUCUAAUUAGGUCAAUGGAUGAAAGACUAAUAUUGGUCAUAUCUACCCAAGAGUAAAUAAACACUUUAACUAGGGGGUUUGUUAUAUGAAUCAUUAUUACACCUUUGUUAUCCAUUCUAAAUAAACAUUGCUACAAAUUACUGCUUCUGUACCAACCACAUUAAUGAAAUUGUUUUUAUCAUCAUUGUUUAGGAUUGAUUAAUCGCAUGGCACAGUGAAAAGGUGCAUAUUUUGGUAAAUCAUGGAUAUUUCUCUAAAUAUUACAUGUAGCAUGACUUUGAUGACUUAUUUGUACAUAAACAAUGAAAAAUUGGUAUAAUUUU